Molecule: messenger RNA, 1533 nt
Organism: Brachypodium distachyon (stiff brome)
Lineage: Eukaryota; Viridiplantae; Streptophyta; Magnoliopsida; Poales; Poaceae
Product: 3-dehydroquinate synthase homolog
Exons: 10
Coding region: 81-1289 (402 amino acids)
Biological process (GO): aromatic amino acid biosynthetic process
Molecular function (GO): oxidoreductase activity; 3-dehydroquinate synthase activity
Source: RefSeq, a predicted model, not a curated record
GGUACUGCAAAAAGAAAUGAGAAUACGGGGAAAAGGAGAAAAUAAGGGGGAAACCGGAAACCGAAAACCAUCCACCGAAGAUGGCCGUAUCCUCCUCCUCCUUGGGCUCCGCCAAAGCCCUAGCUUGCUUCCAUGCCUCCUACCUUGCCCCCAGAAGAACAGCAUCAUCUUCAACUUGCCCGCGUCUGCCGUCUAUCAAGAUGUGCGCUUCUCCGGCUCCGCCUGCAGAGUCAAGGAAGACCGUGUGGGUGUGGACAGAGAACCGACAGGUGAUGACGGCAGCCGUGGAGAGGGGUUGGAGCACUUUCCUCUUUGGAUCCAAAGAUCUCGCCAAUGAUUGGUCAUCAACUGCUCGCAUCCUUCCUCUCUAUAUUGAUGGCCUGGAGAUUUUUGAUGAGGGAAAUAAAAAAGUUGCCGCAAUUUCUAAAAUCUCUUCCCCGAGUGAGCUGCAACUCAUACAACCAGACAAUGUGGAAGUACAGAAUACUGUGAUUCACUUUCAAGGUGAUUGGCAGGUUAUUCCAGCAGAAAAUAUAGUUGCUGCUUUCCAGGGAUUUGCAGGAACUGUAUUGGCUGUUUCAAAAAACUCAACUGAGGCUCAAGUUUUUCUUGAGGCCUUGGAGCAAGGGCUUGAUGGAGUUGUACUUAAAGUAGAGAACAUGGAUGAUAUUAUUAAACUAAAGGAUUAUUUUGACAGAAGGAAUGAGACAAAGAGCCAGUUACAGUUGACAAAGGCUACUGUAUCAAAGGUUGAAGUUGUAGGUAUGGGUGAUCGUGUUUGUGUGGAUCUCUGCAGUAUCAUGCAACCCGGUGAAGGUCUUCUGGUUUGUGUUGGCUCCUAUGCGAGAGGAAUGUUCCUUGUUCACUCUGAAUGCUUGGAGACAAACUACAUUGCUAGCAGGCCUUUCAGGGUCAACGCGGGGCCCGUGCAUGCAUAUGUUACAGUCCCUGGUGACAAAACUAGCUACCUCUCAGAGUUACGAUCAGGCAGAGAAGUAAUUGUUGUUGAUCAAAAUGGGCUGUGGCGUACUGCAAUUGUCGGCCGUGUUAAGAUCGAAUCAAGGCCUCUCAUCCUUGUCGAAGCCAAGGAGAGCUCUGGACAUGAUACAUACAGCAUUUUCCUACAAAAUGCAGAGACGGUUGCACUUAUCACUCCUGACAGAGGGUCUGGUGGAAGAAAGGCUAUUCCUGUGACAUCACUGAAAGUUGGUGAUGAAGUUUUGGUGAGGAAGCAGGGCGGCGCCCGUCACACUGGAAUCGAGAUCCAGGAGUUUAUUGUUGAGAAAUGAGACAAACUGCAUCGCCUAUGCCUCUUCAGGACCACUGGACCAGCACCACUGUUUUAUCUUUCUUGGCAAAUUUGUGUUAAAUCAUCAGGUGAAUUUCAGACCAAGUCGUCAUAUCUGAAUCACCAUUUAAUCCAAGCAAAAUGUGCAACAAGUGUCUGUAGAUAACUGCAAUUCAAAGUUAUUGUUUUUCUUCAUAUCACAUAAUUUUGCAAAUAGGAGUCGUUUUCAGUGGUUCACAGUUUCA